UCUUUUGCAGUUGGAAGGGAUUGGCAGUAAGAGCAACAGCAAUAUUGCAUUUAAAGGUUUUAUUGAAGCAUCAACAGCCGUGUUGCAAAAGCCAUGGCAACAGUAAUACCACCGACCUCAAAUGUUGAGGCCGCCUAUGAAGAUAUGUUCAAAGAAAUCACAAGAAAAUUAUAUGGUGAAGAGACCGGAAAUGGUUUGCAUACACUAGGAACCCCCGUAGCACAGGUGGCAACAACAGGACCCACAGCAGCACCAGAAGGUGAACAAAGAUCAUUUACAAAUUUGCAAAUUGAUCGUUCUACACAGCCUACAAUUGAAUACGAACACAAUAAUCCCAAUAAUGCAACAGCCACAUCGGUGGCUGCUGCAUCGGCAGCGGCUGCCACAGCAGCUGUUAUUGCUGCCGCCACCACACAAAAUGCCACAAAUGUUGUUAUACAGCAACAACCUGAGGGCUCUGUGGUUGUAACAACCACCACAAAUACAGGUGGAAAUUUCAAAUCGGAAGAUCAUUUGAGUACAGCAUUUGGCUUGGCGGCAUUAAUGCAACAAAAUGGUUUUGCCACCACAACCGGUACUAUUUUGAGUACACAGGCUAUAAAUAAAGUUAUAACAACGGCUGCUGGUAGUCAGCAGCAGCAACAACAACAAAAUGUGACAGGUGAUCAACAACAGCAGCAGCAGCAACAACAGCAACAAACUUGGUCUAAUGAGGGCACACAACAGCAAGAUCAACAGCAGCAGCAACAACAACAGCAACCCGCACCUACCACACAAAUUGUACAAUGGACAACAACACCAAGUGGUAAAUUACAAAGUUACUCCACUACUACGGCCCAACCACAACAACAGCAGCAGCAGCAACAACAGCAGCAGCAACAACAACAAUUAACAACUCCUAAGUCAAAAAACAAUAAAAUUCGUAAUGAUCAUACCUCUCCACCCAUUAACAACACCGCUGAAGUCAUCUAUACUAGUCCCUCGACCUCGGGGAAUAUGGCGCAACAACAACAGCAGCAGCAACAACAAACACCUCCCAAUGCAAACACUUCAACAUCCUCGAAUACAUCAUCUUCUGGAGGUAGCUCGAGCAGUAAUAGUCGCAAAAAAUCUCAAAAUAAUCAAAAUAACAACAAUAAUAACGGACAACCUUUGGUACAAAAACGUUAUGCCUGCACGCAUUGUCCCUAUUCAACAGAUCGUCGUGAUCUCUAUACACGUCACGAAAACAUCCACAAAGAUGAGAAACCAUUCCAAUGCUAUGCCUGUUUGAAACAAUUUAAUCGGGCCGAUCAUGUUAAGAAACAUUUCCUGCGCAUGCAUCGUGAAAUGCAAUAUGAUAUAAACAAGACGAGAAGACAUGUACCAUCCAGUUCGAGUGGUGGCGGUGGUGGUCAUCAUCAUCAUGGCGGCGGCAGAAGUAAUAUUACUAUAACAACGGUAAAUACUCCUUCCACUACUACUACCAUUAAUAGUAAUUUACUUAAUGAUGGCAAUACAAUUGAACAAAAACCUAUAAUCUUCCAGACUCAGGCGAAUGUCAAUUUGGAACAAGCGUUUUUGGAACAGCAGCGCCAACCUACAUCUUCUAGUCUCAGCAUAGCCGAAACCAUUGAGGCUGUGGCCACAGCAACAGAUGCCCCCUUGCCGCAAAUGAAACAGGAGAAGAACGAUGACGGUUCUUUGGUGAGUGGCCAGAUGGCCAAUGUAAAACCCAAACGAGAGAAACGUUUUACCUGCUGCUAUUGCCCCUGGUCGGGUGCCGAUAAAUGGGGCCUAAAGAGACAUUUAAAUACCCAUACAAAACCAUUUGUAUGUCUAUUGUGUGAUUAUAAAGCAGCCAGAUCGGAGAGACUGGCCACUCAUGUCUUAAAAGUACACAACAAAAGAGCUUGCAACAAAUGCUCUUAUCUGGGAGAUACUUUGGAAGAAUAUCAACAACAUUUGAAUGAAGUGCAUCCUACGACUCCCUCUAAUCGUAGUAAUAGUAAUAAUAACAAUAACUCUACAAAUAAUACUACAACAACUACUACUAACAACAAUUCUUCAAACAAUUUAAAUGUUUUACGUACAAUUGGCAAUACUUUAGGAAAUAAUAAUAAUCAACUAAAUCAAUUUCAAAAUAAUAACAAUUUUAGUGUUAAUAAUGUUUCAACAACUACGACAAAUGGCAAUUCUGUUACUAUAUAUACCACUACGACUACAGACAAUCAAGGUGGUAAUAUUACAACAGGUGGUCCUUUACAAGAAAUUAUAGUUAAUCCCUCUUCAAUGGUGGGUUGGCGUUUAAGUGCCAAUGGCUCUUUAAUACCACCACACGACUUGUUGACGGGAGGCCUGCCAAACGCAGCAGCCCAAAAACGUGGCUCCGAGCGUUUAUUUCAAUAUCUUGAGGCAGACGGAAGCGAUCCAGAAGAUUAUGCGCGUCUUUUAAAAAUGGACGCAAUUAGUCGCAAUACAGCUUCAGUCGCUCAGGAUUUUCAUAAGGCGGGAGGCGUGCACGAGUUGAAACUACCAGCUAAUCAUCAACUCCUGUUCAAUAAUAAACUGCCUUCACAAUGGACGACUAAAGAAGCAGCUGCUUUACUGCAAAGUCUAAGCAAUGCCAACAAUUUGAGCUUUGUGUAUCAACAGCAACAACAAGAAUUGCAACAACAGCGUUCCAAAUAUGCACCCACAAAUGGUUUCCUCAAUCAAAAUGGCAACGCCGGCGGUCAACGUCAGCGUCAACAUUCGUUGGGAGAUGAUGAAAAUACACCCUCAUCGGGCUCAUCAUCAUCGACAACCUCAUCCAGUGAUGACAUGUCACCGAUUAAAAUGGUGGAACGAUCUAAGGCUUAUAAUUUGGUAUUGAAUAAUAACGAGCAGAGAAAGGCGAUGUCCAAGACAUAUUUACAUAAAAAUUAUGAUUUGCAAGAAGCAUCUUCCAAUUCAUCAUCAACGAAUGCAAAUGAUAUUUUUAUAAAUGCAGCUAACAAUAACAUCAAUAACUUCAACAAUGGCAAUGGUAACAACAGCUGCCAUACUACAGACAUUAUGAAAAAUCAAGAGAUCUUCAAUGAAGAUCAAGAAAAUCAAGAGCAGCUUAUUAGAUCGUCUCCCGCAUAUAAAUAUAAUAGUCAAUAUUAUAAUAAUAACAACAAUAACAACAACAACAACAAUACAAAUUUAAAUAAAAAUAACAACAAGUCGUCAACAAGAACAAACAAUAACAACAACAAUAUUAUUAAUAACAAUAAUAAUAAUAAUUAUCAGCAACAUCGCCUUGAUCUGCAACACAAUAAAGAAAACAACAAUAAUGCUACAUUCCUCACACAAAUGGAAUUUCAAAAUCUUAACAAAAUCGGUACACAAUUUCAAAAUUAUGUUAAGGAUAUCAUCAGCAAAUAUUAUGCCGCCGAGACUCCCGUAAUGUUUCCAAAUAUGCCCACGGCCACAACUACACCUCAGCAAAGUCAGCAGAGAUCAACAUUGCAAACUUCACCAAAACGCAAGAGAAUGUUAAGUGAAACUGAAGAGUAUAUAGAGUAUUUGAAGAACAAAGAAGACAUUACGCUAACCAUAACACCAAAAAACAAUCAAAAUAAUGCUAAUAUUAAUAAUGCAGCACAAAAGUCUCCUUUACCUCUGAAAAGAAAGCGUGAUUUAGCUUCAGAUUCUUAUAAGAGAAUAUCACCAAAGAAACAAAUGCUGGCAGCAGCUAAUGCAGCAGCAGGAGUUUUAAACACUCCCACACAGCCACCAGCCCCAGCAGCAGUAGCCGCUUUAACGCAGUCAAGAUCUAACAAGAAAUCUAUUUCACAAUUGGCCACUUUAUUGCCUUUAUUGGCAGAUGCAGCCUGUCAACAACAGUAUUUAACAGCCCCCUUAGAUUUCAGUAAAAAGCCCUCAACAGACCAAACUGACAUUGCCAGCGACAUUAAACAAGAAGUCACUGAAGAAAUGGAUGAUGCUAAGGUCUCUAUUAAACAAGAACCCGAAGAUUUUACUCUUAAACAACAAGAAGAGCCCCAAGAUCCCAUAGAAACCCAAACAGCCCACAAAGCCUAUGCAAAUUUCUCCGUAAAUGCUUUGCUCAACAACAUUGGCUUAAGCGCCGACAAACGUUCAUCACGCAAACAGGCUCAACCCAAAAAGAUACGCAUUCCUCCAGAGAUGGCCAUAGCCAUGUUAAGAGAUAAAUACCUAAAUCGUAUGGUGGAUCAUAAGCUAAGCUGUAAGGAUUGCAUCAACUCGAAACGUUCAUCAAUGCUGGUGUUUAAUUAUCACACCAAGGCUUCGCUGUGUCUGCAUCGCUUGUGGAAGCAUUCGGAAAAGCCACAAAAAUGCAAAAAAUGUGGUGAAAAAUUCAAGCAAAAGUAUAAUUUAAAGAUGCAUCAAUUGAAAGUGCACAGCAGGAAGGUGGCAAAGGCUUAGAGAAAAAGAAAAAGAAGGUGCUAAAGGUAAA
Messenger RNA from Calliphora vicina (urban bluebottle blowfly), 4447 nucleotides. It is a transcript of the gene chn, whose product is annotated as charlatan. Gene Ontology annotation, biological process: regulation of transcription by RNA polymerase II. The transcript is spliced from 6 exons. The record is from RefSeq and is a predicted model, not a curated record. The coding region runs from base 94 to 4416 and encodes 1440 amino acids. Gene Ontology annotation, cellular component: PcG protein complex; chromatin; transcription regulator complex. NCBI's taxonomy places the organism in Eukaryota, Metazoa, Arthropoda, Insecta, Diptera, Calliphoridae. Gene Ontology annotation, molecular function: RNA polymerase II cis-regulatory region sequence-specific DNA binding; DNA-binding transcription factor activity, RNA polymerase II-specific.